Molecule: messenger RNA, 1198 nt
Organism: Dermochelys coriacea (leatherback sea turtle)
Lineage: Eukaryota; Metazoa; Chordata; Testudines; Dermochelyidae
Exons: 2
Coding region: 187-1194 (335 amino acids)
Source: RefSeq, a predicted model, not a curated record
GCUGCCCCACCCCCGGGGGCCGGGCAGGGCUGGAGCUGCCAGCAGCGAGGCGAGGCGCAAACAUUGCGCAAUUCUCCAGCUUUCGCUUUCGCUGCGUCCUGUGCGCAGGGGGCAGCUCGGCCCCGCAGCUCACAGCCCCCUCCCGAGGGCACCAUCCCGGGGUGGGAGCAGCAGCCGGGUGCAGCGAUGGCGGAGGUGCUCCGGACCCUGAAUGCAGAUCUGCUGGCCAUCAGGGUGGCACUGGAGGCGGGCAGCCCUGCGGGGACCCCGGCCACGGCCCUGCAGGGGAAGCUGGCCCAGGAGUUCCUGGCCGCGGUUCACGGUUUCCACGCCCGGUUUGCUCAGUGCCGGCGGAUGCAGGCGGUGGCCCCCGGCGAGUUGGAGGCCCGGCUCCAGGAGGUCUCCGGGGACCCUGGCUGCUGGUUCUACAUUGGCUGCACCCGGGCACUGACGCACUAUCUCUGGGAGGCCGGGCCGUGGUGCCAGGCCUGGCACCGCAGGGCAGCUGGCUAUGAGAAAACCUGCACCUACUACUGCCGGCCGGGGCCAGAGUCCGGGCUCCGCACCGUGAGGCACCUGCUGGGCCGGUUCUGUGGCACCCACCCCCGCUGCCUCAACGUCUCGCGCGUCAGGAACGGCCCGGCCAGCAUCGUCUUCCUGGUGACCUACGCCCAGCGGGGCGGCCGGCCGGGGGAGCCCACCGGCGACAUGGAGGCACUGCUGCGUGGCAUCGCUGCCCAUUUCCGCCACCGGGGGGCGCUGGCGGACGAGCUGGUGCAGUUCCUCAAGGACGACUUUUGCCAGCUGAUGGGCCAGUACCCGGGCUACCUGGCGCAGUGCCAGGCCAUGAGCCAGAUCCCCCCGGCUUGCUUCCUGGGGCGAGCCCGGGAGAUCCUGGCGGGGCUGGGGCCAGCGGAGGGGGUCCUUGCUGGCACGGUGCCGGACGGGGUGGUCUUCAUGCGGCCCUGCCUGUGGGAGGUGGGGGCGGGCGAGGCGCAGGCCGGUGAGAAGCUGCACACAUACUUCACCAGGCUGGACGGUGCCCUCGAUGCCAAGCAGCUGCUGGAGGAGAUCUGGGGUCACCCCUGCUGCAUCAACAGCCGCCGGGGCUGGCGGGGCAGGCUGGGGACCCAGCCGGGGGCCUUCCUGUACCUGGUGAUAUUCCGGAGGGCCUGCAUUCCAGGCGGGCCCUGAGUGA